Messenger RNA from Microcebus murinus (gray mouse lemur), 4581 nucleotides. RefSeq names its product zinc finger CCHC-type containing 7 (gene ZCCHC7). Lineage: Eukaryota; Metazoa; Chordata; Mammalia; Primates; Cheirogaleidae. Gene Ontology annotation, cellular component: TRAMP complex. Gene Ontology annotation, biological process: nuclear polyadenylation-dependent CUT catabolic process; nuclear polyadenylation-dependent snRNA catabolic process; nuclear polyadenylation-dependent snoRNA catabolic process. Gene Ontology annotation, molecular function: zinc ion binding; RNA binding. The record is from RefSeq and is a predicted model, not a curated record.
CCAUGGUAGGGGUUCUUAAAGAAAAGGAAAAUGUGUAAGAAGGGGAACGGAAGCCAGAGACUCCCAGCACAAUCUUGUAGCCUCCAGAAGAUUCCAAAGGACCAGCGUGAACUCCAAUAUUUAGCAAGAGCGCGGCUCCUCAAGGUUCACAAGGGUUAAGUCUGUUGCCCGGUAUUCCAAAAAGCAAGGCGGAAGCGCCUAGUGUGAACUUCGUUCAACUUCAACCUAUAAGGUGGACCAGGCUGAAGUCACCUCACGCGGAGAAUCUAGAAUCCAGGCGCUCCCAAAGACCCUUUUCUCUCUCUCAUACCCUCAGGGUCCCCUGGCCAAGCCGCCUGCCCCGCAGUCAUCAUCACCCCCCCACCCCAGCAUCGGGUAGCUCCAGGGCCACGUGUCACUGGGGGCGUCUACCGAGCGCGACUGAAGAGUAGGCGAGCCCAGCCGGAGACUCGCCCAGGGUCAUCAUGGGAGUUGUAGUUUUUCUUGUGGGCACAGAAGGUUCGGAUUCCCCUUGCUUUUGCCUGGCCAUUAGCAUAUCUUUCGUGAAAGUCACUCAAACAGUGUAUGCCCCCAAAUAGAUGCAGCCUAGAUAUCUUCAAAAGAAGAUGUGAGGGAGAAAGAGCAAAGCGAGGAAGGCAAACCAAAAGAUUAUUGGCGAAGAAGAGAAAGGGUUAACAGUUACCACGCAUGCGCACAGGAGGCCCCAACAAGAGGGCGGGGACCGAAAGACUACUCCUAGAUCCGUGUUUUCCCCGGAAGUGCCUUCGCUCCUACCGGGUCUGCACGGACGCAGCUUCCUUACCUCACUUGUCUUCGCCCCUCCCCGUCCCUCUACGCGUUUUGGAUCCUGGUUGGUGCUUCCUGGUUGCAGCCACAGCACAUCGAAGUUACUGACUUUCCAUGAUGUUUGGUGGCUACGAGACUAUAGAAGCAUAUGAAGAUGACCUUUAUCAUGAAGAGUCAUCCAGUGAACUGAGUGUUGACAGUGAGGUUGAAUUUCAGCUAUACAGCCAAGUUCAUUAUGCCCAAGAUCUUGGUAACAUUAUCAAGGAGGAAGAAUGUGAAGAAGAGAAUGCUGGUAAUUUUGAAUCAUCAACUACUAAACCAGAUCAGAAGAACUUAAUUGUCCUUUCAGAUAGUGAGCCCAUCCAGCUAUCAGAUGGGUCAGAAGUCAUCACUUUGUCUGAUGAAGAUAGUAUUUACAAAUGUAAAGGAAAAAAUGUUAGAGUGGAAACACAAGAAAAGGCCCAAGGUCCUUCUGCUACUCUUCAUUCUAAUGAGUUGGCUAAUAAGGAAUGUGAGAGGGAUAUUGAGAAAACUAAACCUGAAAAGAAAUCAGGUGUAACCCGAGAGGUCAUGAUUAUAGAGGUCAGUUCUAGUGAUGAGGAAGAGAGCACUAUUUCUGAAAGUGAUAAUGUGGAAAGCUGGAUGCUACUGGGAAGUGAAGAUGAUGAUAAGGAUGAUGAUAUUCUUCUCAACCUUGUGGGAUGUGAAGACUCUGUGUCUGAAGGAGAAGAUGAUAUAAACUGGUUCAUCAGUGAAAAAGAUAUUGAGGCCCAGAUAGCUAAUAACAGAUCACCUAGAAGAUUGGCCCAGCGAUACUAUACAGACAACAAAAAUGUUAUCUGUAGAAAUUGUGACAAACGUGGCCAUUUGUCAAAAAACUGCCUCGCUCCACGUAAACUUCGUCCAUGCUACCUAUGCUCCAAGAUAGGACACUCCAUGGAUUUCUGUCCAUCUGCCCUUUGCGUAAACUGUUCUAUGCCUACCAGAUUUGGCCACAAAUGUCUUUUCCCAAAUUCUUGGAAUCAAGAAUGUGACCGGUGUCAUAUGCAAGGCCACUAUACUGAUGCUUGCCCAGAAAUCUGGAGGCAGUAUCACCUAACGACCAAACCUGGACCACCCCAAAAGCCGAAGACCCCUUCUAGACCAUCAGCCUUAGCGUAUUGCUACAUCUGUGCGCAGAAAGGCCAUUAUGGACACGAAUGUGAAGAAGAAAUACCAUAUGAUGAGUUUCCAAAAUCACCAUUCAUCAACUACUAUGAUGACAAAUAUGAAAUUCGAGAGAGAGAGAAGAGACUAAAACGAGAAAUAAAAGUACUCCGGAAACGUGGGCAUAUUCCAAGGCGGUUCACAGUAUCUUCUUCGGAAAGAGCAGAUGAGAGACCCCCCUAUUAUAGGAGGAAGAGCCAUGCCUUGUGGAAGAGUAGCAGGUGGCCUCAAGAAGAUAAAGAAAUGAUGUACAGGAAUAGAGACCGUAAAAAACACCGGAAAGCUGACAGACAUCGUGAAGUGGAUGAGGAUUUUCCCAGGGGCCCAAAAACUCACUCUUCUCCUGGCAGUAUUAAAACUCGGAAGACUCAUAAGUCCUUUCACUGUUCAUCGCAUUACCACAAAUCAAGAGAAGACAAACUUCCCAAAGAGGGCAAGUGGGGCAAGCAGAAGAAAAAAGAGAGAUACUUGGAAGAGGAUGACAAAGAUAAUUUAUUUCUUAUUAAGCAGAGGAAAAAAAAAAACUAAGCCAUACAACAGCCUCUAAUUAGACUUUCCAUUGUUCAUUUGGUCUUUAUAGCAUUCUGCCAGUAUAUUUAUUAUUUAUGGUUAAAGUGAAGUUUUUUUAAUUUCAGCCAUACCUAGAGUUUUGGAACAAAAACCAUGGAGAUCUCAGUUCUCUAUGUCCAACAGAUUAUUUGUUAAGAAAAUAGAUAAUCUUGGACUUCUCCUGUUCCAAUGUUAUUUUUACUCAGAAUCCUAAGGAUAAGAAAAAUUCAUCUUUUCAAGAAAACUUUUUACAAAUACUUUGAAAAAAAUAAAAGCUUAUUGAAUGUAAUUCAUCCACAAUAUAAGUAUGAAAAUUAAGCCCUGCUAGAAAGAGAAAUUAACACUAAUAAGAAAUUUUCAAUAGUCUUUUUCAGCAUUUUUUUUAAACAGUGGAAAGGGGAAUAGCUAUAAAUCUAAAUUCAGCUUUUCUUUCUUCUGAUACUGUUGUCAGAAUCCUUCUUUGAACAGAACACCCACAAACUGUAAAAACAAAGGUAUCAUUGAAGCCCUGAAGAGGCAGGGAAUUGGGCUGUAGCAAAAUACAGAUAAGGAAUUCAUCUAGUAUAAAUGCCACAAGACAGAUUUCCUAAAACAAGUGAAACAGAGUCAUCAAAAAUUUUAACAUAAUCACAGUGAAAUAGUUUCUUAUUAUUUUUACAGCCACAUUUCAAGAAGACUCAGAUCUGUACAGAAGAAUGUUACCCAAAUUAAAACAUUGUUUUGUUUUAUGGAUUUUUUAACUGCCACAAAGCUGUAUAGAAUUUUUGUACUUGUGAACCUUUUGUGCUUAUCAAAGCCUAAUGUUUGAAUAAAAAAAAUAAAAUGUCUGAAAUAGAGUAAAUAAAUGUGUCUGUUAUAUAAGAAGACAAUGAGAGUUCGGGCCACAUGGGGCAUAGCUGUGUUGGAUAGGCGACUAAAGUUAUAACAUCACCAUAAACUGGAGUAGAAAAUGCCCAUGUUGCCCAAGCACAGGCUCUCUGCCAGAAUAAAAUGGAAUAGAGUCAGUUAAAUAGGACAAUUUUAUAAUGUUGGAUUCUUAAAUUUGUAUUUUACUCUUUGGGGAAGUAUGCAAACUGCUAUACAUCUAAUAGGACAAGCUCUCUCAUGGGGGGGGGGUAGGGAGAAUUAAUUCUCUCCUCCCAUGUCAGCUCUAAUGUAAAUUGUAGGCCUACAAUCUUUAGUCUGAAAUCUUUAGAUUUCAGCUAAGUUUAUUGUAUAUUGGUGUAUGGCUUCCUAACAUAAGCUCAGGUUGUUUUGACCCUAAGGUAAGCAACCAGGGUUUUUCAACACCCAGCUAAAAGUGACAGCCAUAUAAAACAGCUUCAUGAAAGUGGUAAACCUUAAGAUUAUUGGCAUUAUUCCUCAAUAGGACCUGACAAAUGUGGCUUAUUGUUGAUCCUGUGUAGCAAGCACUCCUGAUCUUAGGGCAUCUCCUCUCGGGGCAGAAGUGGGAUUGCCAUUCUUUAGAUUCUUUUAUACAUAUUAGGUUGUUUGGAGGAAGAAAGAAAGGAAACACUUUUUUUCUGUCUCUGCACACAAUCUUAUUUUUCCCAAAACCUUUUAUUUUUUGUUAGACAUUUUGUUCAGAUAGGAAAGGAGGCUGAGCUACUUCAUCUGUGGCCAUUAGGAUGCAGUCUCUAUUUCCUGGUACAGGAAGAACAGGAACACAGAGGAGCCUCUGCUCCGUUUCCUCUCUAUUUCCCUUGCGGCCCUGGCUCUUACACCAGGUAUUCAGUUGAGGUUAGUCAGUCAGUCACUUAGUUUAUGGACUCGAAUUCUUUCCAUACAAGAAUGGAGAGCUCAAAAUAUAUUAAUAUAUAGAUUCAACAGUUAAUAACACUUUACAUGGAUAAAGAAAAGAGAAGAAAAACAGAUGUCCAAAACAAUAAAGAGCCAUAUAGUUGCUAGGAUUGAGAAGACUAAAUGUCUUUUGCCUUUGGCCCCACUUUCAUUUGAAGCAGCUUGAGUGGCUCCUUUCCUGGGCUCUCAUUUUAAAGGGGAAAAAAAGGAAAAACAUAAAAAUACAUGUAUAAUUUUUUA